CUGCGGGGGCGGCCCCGGGACGCGCUCGGUGCCCACGCAGCAGCCGUUGCCCCGUGUCCGGCCGUCCCUGCGGGUCGUGCCGCCCACGGCCGCGGCUCCCAGCCCCGGCCCCGCCCGCAACGGGGGCCGGGGCCGCCCGGGCGAUCCCGCCCCCGCCCGCAUUCGCGCCCGGGAGCCCUUGCGGCGGGGCGGUCCCGGCGGUCCCGGCGAUGCUGGCGGCGCGGCGUGCGGGAGUGGCGCUGCGGCGGGGCCGGCUGCCCGCGGCGGGGGCCGGGGCCGGGGCGGGGUCGGUGCAGCCGCGGGGCCCCCCACGCCCCGUCGGGCCCACGCCGCGCGCCGUGGACCUGCGGAGCGAUACGGUGACCCGGCCCUGCGCGGGGAUGCGCCGCGCCAUGGCCCGCGCCGCCGUGGGCGACGACGACUACGGGGAGGACCCGGCGGUCAACGAGCUGCAGUGCCUGGCCGCAGGGAUCCUGGGGAUGGAGGAGGCUCUUUUUGUGCCCACGGCCACGAUGGCGAACCUCAUCGCCGUGAUGUGCCACUGCCAGCGCAGGGGGGCUCAGAUGCUCCUGGGCCGGGACUCCCACCUGCACCUCUACGAGCACGGCGGGGCCGCGCAGGUCGCUGGCGUCCACUCCCAGGCACUGCCGGACCUGCCAGACGGCACCUUCGACCUGGACCAGCUGGAGCUGACCAUCCGUGAGGCACACGGCAGCCGGUACCACCCGCGCCCCGAGCUCAUCUGCCUGGAGAACACACACAGCUCGGCGGGGGGCCGGGCGCUGCCCCUCACCUACCUCCAGCAGGUCCGUGGACUCGCUGACCGCUAUGGGCUGCGGGUGCACAUGGAUGGAGCGCGGCUGAUGAACGCGGCAGUGGCCCAGGACGUGGAGCCAGCUCGUAUCGCCCAGCACUGCGACUCCGUGUCCCUGUGCUUCUCCAAGGGCCUGGGUGCCCCGGCCGGCGCGGUGCUGGCUGGACGCAAGGAGUUUGUCGCUGAGGCCUGGCGUGUGCGGAAGCUGCUGGGCGGGGGGAUGCGGCAGGCAGGCGUGCUGGCUGCUGCGCUGGAGCACGCAGAAGUGACGCUGCGCAGAGACCACGACAACGCCCGACGCUUUGCCGAAGGCAUCCAGGGGCUGAACUCACCUGUCUGCUCUGUCGACCUCGUGGCGGUGGAAACAAACAUCGUGAUGGUGAGCAUCAGGGGGGGCUGGCCGUCCCCCACAGAGCUCUGUGAGCACCUGCGGGCAGUGAGUGAGGAGGAGUUGGCCGAGACCGGCCAGGCUGUCAGCGUCCUGCUGUUCCCCUGGUCGGCGCACGCCGUGCGCGCGGUCUGGCACCGUGACAUCUCGGCCCAUGACACCGAGCUCGCAAAGAACAAGCUGGCGUUUGUGGCCAGGAAGUGCCAGGAGAAGCUGGCCCUGGGACUGCGUCCGACUCCUCCGAGUGCAGGGGGGGCCUGAGCAUCCUCCCAGCCCCAGCCCGGGGGCAGCUGCCUCCCCUUGCCUGCUGCAGGCAAGCUGGCGGGCUGGGGCGGCUGUCCCAACCCUGUCCUGGCAGCCAGCAGCAAAGGGGCUGGGACCAGCCAGAGCGUGCUCCAGGCAUGUUCCCAAACGGCUGCAGCGCAACAUCCACCCCUGCGUGCAGCCCUGCAAACUGGCGUGAGCCCAGCUCCAGGGAGACCCCAGCCCACCCCCCCCCCAGUGUGAGCACUGCAUCUCCCGGGGCGGGGGGAGUGCCUUCGCAGAUGUGCCCAGAGGGACAGAGGGGAGCCCACAUCUCACGCUGCCACCCAGACCCCUCCAAGGCAGCGUCCCUGCCCCGCUAGUCAUCCUGCAAACGCAUUCUCAGAGCACCCUCUAGUCCUCUACAGAAGCAGAGCUUCUGUAACUCAGGUCCUGCAGACAGCACCCAAAAGCAGAGCCAGGCACCCCCCACCCCAAAGGCCACACGCGGUGCCUGGCCCACACGCACCACAAGUGUGCAAGGAUGCGGCAGGGAGAUGGAUCCCGAGGGAUGCUCGGGGCACAAAAUAAACGUGU
Messenger RNA from Grus americana (Whooping crane), 2042 nucleotides. RefSeq lists its product as uncharacterized. Gene Ontology annotation, molecular function: L-allo-threonine aldolase activity. Gene Ontology annotation, cellular component: cytosol. Gene Ontology annotation, biological process: glycine biosynthetic process; L-threonine catabolic process. The record is from RefSeq and is a predicted model, not a curated record. Lineage: Eukaryota; Metazoa; Chordata; Aves; Gruiformes; Gruidae.